Molecule: messenger RNA, 3275 nt
Organism: Mycotypha africana
Lineage: Eukaryota; Fungi; Mucoromycota; Mucoromycetes; Mucorales; Mycotyphaceae
Exons: 3
Coding region: 171-3041 (956 amino acids)
Molecular function (GO): GTPase binding
Source: RefSeq, a predicted model, not a curated record
ACUCUUCAUUCACUCUUCAUUCACUCUUCAUUCACUCUUCAUUCACUCUAUUUGCUAUUAUUUUUAGACUUUUUGAUCAAAACUUCUACAUUUUUGCCUUAGGAAUAGCUCUUUCCUCUAAUCUUCAAUCUACACAACGCCUUUUUUUUUCCUACUGAGCAAAAUAAAACAUGUCUAAUGUUGAGCUUACAACAACGAUUGCUGUCACCCACCUGCCUAGGAUUAUUGAAAAUAUUGGUACUGAGGACCAACUGAAUGUCAUCACUGAUAACAGCAGUAUAAACAGCAGCCCUAUCAGUCGAAAUAACAAUCAAUUCACGUUCUCGUGGUCUUCAGAGAGCUCCUCUUUUACAUUAUUAACGCAACAAGACGAAGAAGCCGAAGUUGCCGAAGAUGAUACGGUUGUUGAGGAUGAGGUACCUGCUCCAUAUUUCAACACUUACUCUGAAGUAGUUCAGGAAUUGGAGAGUUUAAUCAUGGAAAAAGAAAACAUCGAUAGAGAUGAUGAAAAUAGCGAAGCAAAAUAUAAUAUUACGUCAAGGUUAAAAGAGAAAGUGUCUGAAAUUGUUUGUCGAUUGGCUUCACUUGGCAAUCUUCGCAUCUUGAAGCAAGUUGUGACCAACUCCAACUACCAGCCCUAUUUGUGUUUAGACAAGUCUGAUGAUGCAAAUGGAAGCUCAAAUACGCCAUUGAUCUAUGCUAGUUGUUUUGGCAAGGCUGAUGUUGUAAGAUUUUUGCUACAAAUGGGAGCGAAAGUGGAUAUUCAGGAUAGCAAUGGUUGGACUCCUUUGAUGUGGGCGACUGUCAAUGGACAUAGUGAGAUAACAAAAAUUUUGUUGGAGUAUAGUGCAUCUUCAAAUACGAAAUCGGCCAGCGGGAGAACAAUCUUUGAUCUUGUGGACAUAAGCAACGAAGCAAUGAUCUCAGUAUUGAAUGAAAGUAUACCUCAUACCUCUGAUUUUGCUGCUGCAUUGUUGGAUAGAAAAAAGAAAACUAUGAAAAGAAAAUCCUCUGUAUUGGAGAGCAUCAAGCAUUGUAAUGACGGUUCACAAUAUAGAGAAAUUACUGAGUCCGAUGAUGAUACAGCUUCAGCUCAAUUUGUAAAUAGAAAUGAGGACGAGGAUGAUACCGACACAGAAGAUUCCGUGGAAUUAAAACACUGUGAAAUUAGUCUUACAUCAGUGCAUAAAUUUCGGUGGGACCAGUGCCUACCCUAUCAAAUGUUCGUUUUUGCAGAAGAAGAUAUAGAGCAUAUUCUGAAUAUAGCAAUAUCGGACAAAAUACCAUCGUUGAUAUCGAGAGCGGAAAUCUAUGUUCCUGUGAACAUCAUUUUUUUAUCAGCAAGAUAUGCGCAUUACUACACAGGAAGAGAACUGCUUCAUCAAUUACUAUCCAAAGCACAGCAAAGGAUAGAGGAAAUCAUACAGACUAAUGCAGACGACAUCCAUACUUUAUCGUUCUGGAUUUCCAAUCUAUUUCAAUUACUGUACUAUUUAAAAAAAGACACAGGUUUAGUCAUUGCAACAGCAGAAUACCAAUUGUCUAUAUCAGAACUUAUAUCAGAAACGUAUACGCUACUCAUCACAGAUUCUCAGAACAGACUAGGCCGAAUACUUGAGCCUACUAUGCUGGAAUAUGAACUUAUCCAGGGAUUAGAGCCUAUAGAUUUUGCUGAUGACUGGCGUCGGUUUUUCCGACGUGGACGAUUCUCUUCCUCCUCAGCUACCAGCUUGAACAAUGCUCAUAAAAUUGAAACUGGUAACUUACCAUCCGGCAACUGUAAUAACAGCGCUCAUGCUUGCUCUUCUCCCACCUCAAUAUUACAGGAACAACAGCUGCCUUACCGUACCUUAUUAACUCCGCAUACUAUCACUACACUAUUAUCUUCUACAUUGUAUGUGCUUUCAUCUUACGAAGUCCAUUCUGUUAUCACAGAUCAGGCUAUAGCCCAACUCUUCUACUCAGUAUCAUGUGAAUUGUUCAACAAAAUCUUAUACAACAAAAAGUACCUUAAUAGAUCGAAGGCGUUGCAAAUCCGAAUGAACUUGACGGUAUUAGAGGACUGGUUGAGAGUUAAAGAUUUGAGCCCAACACUAAACAGUUAUUUAGAGCCUGCGAUCCAAUUGGUCCAACUCUUACAAUGCCUUACCCAAAUGAUCGAUUUGAUGACGUAUAUCAACACUGUUAAGACGUUUCAUCAGUUGAACCCUCUUCAACUGAAGAGACUUGUCUUGAACUACCGAUAUGAAGUGAAUGAGCCCCGAUUACCAGAGGAGAUCGAAAAAUAUGCUAUGCAAAUAGCUGAAGAUACCGUUCGAAACCUACAAUUACAAAAGCAAUCACAAUCUGACUGUGCAAAGCGUUCAAUGGAAAGUCUGAAAAGUAUAAAAAGUAUCUCUAGUGGCGUCAAUAAAAACAGCCAUGCUCUUAAUGACAGUAAUCAAGAUAGGAAGAUAAAUGACUAUAAUAGCAGCAGACCAAGUAGUAUAGCAAGCCUGAGCAGUUUGCUAUACUACAAACCACCGCAGAGAAAAAAAUCAGCUUCGCGUGCAACCCAUUAUGAUGCUUACUCUUCAAGGCCUCAAACUCAUCGGGCUUCGAUUCAAAGUUUGGAUUCUUCUCAUCGUUGCUACGAUAGAACUGUCGACAAUGAUGCAACUGAUUAUGAUACUGUAUCAAUACAAAGUUGCACCAGUGCAAUGGAUGAUGUAGUAUUAGAAGAGCCUUCUAAUAAGGAGAUGCUAGCUGAAAGAAGAGAUUCAAACUUCUUGCUACCAUUCUCGCUUCCAAAGACAACAGAUAUGGUUCGGACAACAAAAGUAAACCAAAGAGCGUCUUCUUUGUCGCUGCAACCAGCGAUAGACAAAGAAGAACAAGACAAACGCGGUAAAGAAAAAGAUAUGACCUGUUUAUCAGAUACAAUAUAUUCUGGUUUGAAGCAAAAACUAAUGGCAGAAAGGGAGAGGGUUUGCAAAGAAGAGAGUAUCGUACCUUUUAUACCCGAAAAUUGGUUAACUCUCUUGGAUCAAAAGAGGCAGUAAUAUAACGUAACUGUCUCUUUGGACUCAAUGCAUGAAUAAAUAAGACUGUUCUCUUCCUAAAAGCCGGAUAAAUCUGCGUUAUGCAGUUUUUCGAAUCAUAUUUUUACCAUUACAAGUAUGCAGCGCAGACUCUUUGUCGGUUAUCAUCACUGAUUAGUGGAUAGUGUAUUUCCAUCAUUGAGAGAAAGCAUAAGCUAAUUUUAUUAAACAUCUAUAUCUCAAGUUAUUCAGAAG